This is a messenger RNA of Paramisgurnus dabryanus, 1435 nucleotides long. Its product is annotated as butyrophilin subfamily 2 member A2-like. The record is from RefSeq and is a predicted model, not a curated record. Gene Ontology annotation, cellular component: external side of plasma membrane. Lineage: Eukaryota; Metazoa; Chordata; Actinopteri; Cypriniformes; Cobitidae. Gene Ontology annotation, biological process: immune response; cell surface receptor signaling pathway; cellular response to lipopolysaccharide.
UUUGUGGAUUAACCUUAAACCAAACACAUAUUUUACCCCAGGAACGCGACUUUUAUCGGACGACCCUCCCCAAGUCAAGUGGGAUAGUUUUGAGUUAGUUGAGUUAGUUGUGAGUAGCAAGCAAUUGGUCGGGUUUUGCUGUAAACCCUCAAUGUUUUUUUUUAUUUGGCAACCCUCAGUGUUGAAUUACGGAAGUAACAUUUUACAAUUUGUUUGAACGGGAAGUACACACUUAAAUUGUUGAUAUUUAAAUGAUAUAUAUCCCACUAUAGUAUUCAUAGUAUUGCGGUAACAUGGACAUAAGUUACUACAUUAUCUAUGCACUGCUGACAAACAAAGUCUCCGGAGAUUUUCUGUCUCAGCAGGUUGUGGGUGUAAUUGGACGUUCUACUAUCUUGCCAUGUUUCUCCAGUGAUAAUGGGAACAAACACACUGAUAUUAAUGUGCGUUGGAGACACAAUGGCACCCCGAGCGUGUGUGACAUAACUGAUGGCAAAUGUUCAAGAGAGCAUCAAGCGGCGGGUUACAAGAACAGAACUGAAGUUUUCCCUGAGGAGUUUGUGAAAGGAAACUUCUCCCUGAAACUCUCAAAUCUUACAUCCACUGAUGCAGGAGAAUACCAAUGCUUCAUCAUACAUUCAUCUGAACUUGUUAAAGUACAGCUACACUUAAAUGAAUCAACAGCAGAUAAAGCAGACACAGCAGCAAAUAAAGAAGACACAACAGCAAAUAAAGGAGACCCAACAACAGAAACAAGGCUCAUGUUGCAGAUAUUACUUCCUCUGUUAAGUUUUGUUUUCUUGCUGUUAGUUUGUUUCAUUGUAUUUAAAUAUUUGAAAAGGCGUUAUAAAACCUGUGGUUCAGGGGUGUCUGCUUAUGGAGGGCACCUUUCCGACAAUGGUUCCUGCCAACCAUUAUCAAACACACCUGAAUCAGCUAAUCAAAAUCAUAAGAAUUUCUCAGGGCUUCAGAAUAACAUAUGAGUUGUGGCACUUUUACAAAUAAGUCUAAAGUUACUGUUUUAGUACAUUAUUUUUGGUGAGCUUCUUAAUUUUAUCCAUUACAGAAUUAUUACUGCUGAUCAAUUGAGAUCUGUCUGUAAAGAUCAUCUUCUCUGUGCCUGCUCGAGCUGUGCAGAGUUGUUCAUAUGCGUAAAACAACUUUGCAUAACUAAGAUUUUGCAUUCGUUCUCAUCACCCUUAUGGGAUCUGUAUCUUGUAAAUUACAAGCAAGUUUGUUUUAUUAGAGUUGGGCCCAAAUAGCCCACCAGGAACAGGACUGGUAACACCUAAUGUCAACAAUUUCAAAUGUACAUUAACUUGAUUUUAGCAUUCUGUGUACUGUAGCAGGAAAGUAGUCGCAGGGCUUGGUGAUUUGUUGGCAGUUAGCCCUAAAUCCUGUUUUUGAGUUUGUAUUGACAAGUGAGGAAACUAGA